AUGGCCCCGAAGAAAAAGCAGAAGACCGGGCCAACAACAACGGCUGAGCCAGUGACAAUGCCAACAGAGACUGGGCUUUGCCAGGCUCACUUGUUGAAAGUGCACGAUGCCUUGCAAUGCAUUUUUGCACAUGAAAUGUUCAAGGACAUUCGUGGAGAAAGCCCACUGUCGCCAACAAAUGGUGGACGAGAGUCGCCAUUGGAUCUUUCUCAGGCUGCUGCGGCCUUGAAGAGUGUUGGUGUUUACAGGUGUGCGGGUAAUUUUUUCCAUCAAGACUUGUUGUGGUUGGCCACGCACAAGAUUCCAAUCAACAACUCUCAGGUUCAACAAAUCAAAGAUUAUUGGUUUCCCCCAAAUGCAGAGCCAAGCCUGUGCCCAUUCACUAUAAAUCUUGCGGUCGAGAAGCCGACAUCUGUCGCCGACCGCCCAGAAGCAGGCUUCGCACGCUUGAGUCCAGCAGAACCAGUCCAUGCGCUGCUCUUUGCUUUGGCAGAAGCCAUUCAACGCAAAGCGCCAGAACAUGUCCUCAGAGCUUUCAAAUCUUGCGUUUUGACUGCAAGCUUUGUUUUUGAGAUCUGUGGAGUUGGGGAGGCUCGGUACUGGAGGGCGCAAAACAUUCGAGAAGAAAUGGUGGAAAAGGGUUUGGCUGUGCAGAUGACCUUGCGGCAGCGCAUCUUCGACAUUGCGGGCUUUCACGAAGCCAAGAGCAAGACAGAAACCAACCUGGGAUCUAAAAAGCUAGCCGGGCUUUAUUCAGCGCACCUGAAGCUGGCUUCAAACCAAGAGAGGAUUUCAGAAAGUUUUGUAGAUUCAGCCUUGACUAUCCACAGGCGUCUGCUGUCGCAACCUGCGUGCCAACAAGUCUUAGAGUGGUGUGACCAAAAUUGGCUUAGUGUGUCCCCGUGGAAGUCAAUCUAUGCUUUGCAAGCUUUGAUCGACCGCGCUGGAACGCCUGAGAUGAUAGCCUGGGCGUUGCAAGGCAUGGUCGAUGGAGUGAGGAUGUCAUUUCUAGAUGCAGGAGUGUUUGUCAUCAGCAAGCUCAAAGACUCCAGGGUGAGCUACAUCGAAGUUUUGAAAAUGAAAAAAAAGGUGUUACAACACUUGCUCACUGAGUGGCUCAUGUCCUUGGAAUUGCCCACGGAAUGGAAAAACAAGAUCAAAUCAACUUUCAGCUCGUUUGAGAAGGUUCGUGGGCACUUUGCUCCAUACCCACAGCAAACGGCUGAUACGGCCUGGUUGCUGGGGGCUCCUACCAGCGUUUCUGAAAUCAGUACUUUCCUGGAAGGGGUCAUCUAUGGACAAGAGUAUGACGGUCGCUACAAAGAUGGAAUCAAAAAUCGGCAUGAGGUGCAAGACUUUUUGGCGUACUCAUCUGUGAAAAGUACCAUGGAAAAUUUAGGAGCACUGGUGAGACAAGAGGCAAGACCACAAGCACCAAAUGCGCCGCAAGUCGAAGAAAAAGCGGAGGAGACCGAAACAGCUGAGGCUGAAGCUUCUGAGGCUGCACCGGCCUCUGUCACCGCUGCUGAGGCUGCUCCGGCCUCCACUCUUACCGAUUCGGAUGCUGCCAUGUGGCGGCAACACAUGCGGAAGGUAGUGCAACAACAUGUCAGAUUUGUCAGCGACCAUCGCUCCAAUGCUGACUUGGAAGAAGCUCUGAAGGAAACUCCCUCCAUGUCUUUGCGCGGUGAUCAAACUGGAAUGGCCUUGUUCCAUUUUGAUUUGAAGAAGUAUGGAGAACCUACUACUCGCCCAGAUCUUCGGAUAGCAACCUUUCGUGAAGCCCUCUACACACGGUUGGUCAAAAGUGUUUUGAAUGCUCGAAAAGGUGCCACUGAUGGGCAUACCCCACACCUACAAGUAAGCGAGGUGGCUUUGCUCUUUGAUGGUGGAAAAAAGGGGUUGAGAAACAAGCUCUUGGCACCUUGGCGUGAAGGGACUGCCUCCAAGGCGGAUGGAGGGGAAGAAGGGGAGGAAGAAGGCGAAGAAGGGGGGGAGGAGGAAGAUGACAAACCGACCUUGUUUGUGGACUUGCUCCAGAUUGGAUACAGUGAGCAGUCUUUGGCAGCCCGAAAGAAAAGAGUCAGGGGCACCUGCACCAUCAAGCAGAUGGAGCAGUGUCAUGUGUUGAGCGCCAAAAAGUUGACCCUUCCCAGCAGGGACCGGAAGCACUUUGAUGGGUCGACCACAGGCGAUCUGAUCACCAAUGUGAAGAUGCCAUCUUGGACAGAGGAAUGGCAGCUUGAUUGGAAAACAAAAAAGGAACUUUUGGGUAAAAAACAUCAAAUUUUGGUGGGCGGCAAGACUGAAUUUAAGGAUGAAGAGAAGCCGAACGACCGAGCGAGCAACGCGAAGGAACCAGUCUCCUUCCACAGCCCACCCUUGGAGCUUUACGAAGAACUGCUCCAUUGUUUUUACGCAAAGAUGGUGUUCGACCUGACACCCCUUGACGCUCGUUUUGCCUACGCAGCUUUGCGGAACCGCGUCGGGUAUGUCGGCGUGGCAUACAAUCCGGAGCACGAACGCCUCAUGGAAGAGAGGCUCAUGCUCGCCUUGCAGCUGGGCCGUGCAGAGGACAGGGAACCAAUCGGUGCUUCAACAGAUCUGGAGGACACCCACGAGGAGACCAAAACGCCGCCCCCGAAGAAGGGCAAAGCCAAGGCGGCCGACGCUGGACGCCCCACGCCCCCGAAGCGCACGAUCAGUGCGGUCAGCGAGGGGGACUCACAGAAGCCGAAGCGUGGGAAGAAGGCCAAAGAGGGGCCUUACACUUGCUACAAGGAGCAAGGCAGCAUCCCCGAGCCCGAGCUCCCCCGCCGCAGCGACGCACUGCCUGCGGGGAAGAAGGCCUUCACGGUGCUCAGUUGGAACGUGGGCGGUUUGAGGGCCUUCCUCAAGAGCCGAAAGAAGGACCUGGAAAAUGCAGUGCAGCUGGCCAGAUCUCCAGCGGUCAUCGGGAUCAUGGAGCACAAAUUGCAGGACUCCACUGCGGAUAGCGAGGCGGCCUUGAAGGAACUCUCCGAGACCUUGCCCGACUACGAGCUGGCCUGUGUGAACUACUCCACAGCCAAGAAGGGCUACUCUGGAGUCUUAGUGCUGCUCCGGAAGGAGGCGCCCCGGCCGGUGGCGGUGACUGCGGAGGAUCUGCCAAGCGCGGCGCAGGAGGGGCGGAUAGUGGUGCUGGAGUUUGAGACGGUCUACGUAGUGGUGUGCUACGUGCCCAACUCGGGGGAUCAGCUGAAGCGCUUGACCCAGCGGAUCGAGGAAUGGGACGUGCAACUGAGACAACGCCUACAAGAUCUCGGCAAAAAGAAACAUGUCUUACUCAUGGGUGACCUCAAUGUGGCGCAUCAAGACAAAGACAUCUGGAACGUAGAGGCCCCACAUGUGCCCAAGAGCGCGGGCACCACCAAUGAGGAGCGUGAGUCCUUCAGCAAGCUGAUCGAUAGUGGUUUCAAGGAUGGCUUUAGCUUGCGCCAUCCGGAGGUCCUGGGCGCCUUUACCUAUUGGAGCGUCCGGGCCGGGAAUCGCCCCAAGAAUCGAGGCUUGCGUUUGGACUAUGCGAUGGUCUCUGACAGCUUGGUGUCUGCACAGGAGCACCAGACGCACUUCUGGGACGCCUUCCAUUUGCCCGCCGUGGCCACGGGAGAUCACUGCCCAGUAGGUGCUGUCCUGGCGGUCUGA
This is a messenger RNA of Durusdinium trenchii, 3684 nucleotides long. The record is from the annotation of a GenBank genome assembly. NCBI's taxonomy places the organism in Eukaryota, Dinophyceae, Suessiales, Symbiodiniaceae.